Messenger RNA from Neomonachus schauinslandi (Hawaiian monk seal), 561 nucleotides. Its product is annotated as paired-like homeodomain transcription factor LEUTX. Gene Ontology annotation, biological process: regulation of transcription by RNA polymerase II. Gene Ontology annotation, cellular component: nucleus. The transcript has a single exon. Gene Ontology annotation, molecular function: RNA polymerase II cis-regulatory region sequence-specific DNA binding; DNA-binding transcription factor activity, RNA polymerase II-specific. The record is from RefSeq and is a predicted model, not a curated record. NCBI's taxonomy places the organism in Eukaryota, Metazoa, Chordata, Mammalia, Carnivora, Phocidae. The coding region runs from base 1 to 561 and encodes 186 amino acids.
AUGGCAGAAAAUCCAAGGUAUGCUCGCCGGGGCCACACACACUUUAGUGUGGAACAGCUCCAGGCCCUGAAACAUGUGUUUGAAGAGACCACGUACCCAGAUUGGGCAACCACGGAGGAACUUAUUUCAAUUACUCAUCUUGAUGAGUCAGUAAUAAAGACUUGGUUCAAGAACCAGCGCGUCAAAAGGAAGAAAGAGCAGCAACCAAAUGGAUCAAAUUCAUCACAAGAAUCACGAAACCCGACCGUUCCAGGCAAGGAGGAGGAGGAGUCCUUACCUGUAACUUCGGCAAACACUCAUCGCAAGAGUCCCAGCAUUUCGGAUGCCUCUGACCAUGAACUGCCUCAGUUUUCCGAGAAUGACGAACCUGGUCCCUCCAGAGGGAAUUCAUCUUGGGAUUCUCAGCCUUCUGAUCUCCAAGAGAUAUGUCUGGGGGACUCUGAUCCUCCUUGGGCCUCCAGUCCCUAUGACAUAGAUCAGUUUAUACAGCUGUAUGCCUUACCUGGGGAUGAUGAUCCCAGCAGUCUAGAUCAGUACCUCUCCCCCAAGUGCCACAGUUGA